This is a messenger RNA of Lolium rigidum, 1170 nucleotides long. RefSeq names its product protein transport protein SEC31-like. NCBI's taxonomy places the organism in Eukaryota, Viridiplantae, Streptophyta, Magnoliopsida, Poales, Poaceae. The transcript has a single exon. The record is from RefSeq and is a predicted model, not a curated record. Bases 1 to 1170 code for a protein of 389 amino acids.
AUGGUCGACGUCGACCGAAGGCCGCCACUCCCGCACGGCCUCCCUCGCCCUCCCUCCCACGCUGCCGGCCUGCGCCGCCUCUCUACACGCGCAUCCGCCCCCAGCACCCCGCGCACCGCGGCAGCGCCACCCUCCUCCUCCGCCGCCGCGGGACCCGCCCCCUCCCCCUCCGCCGUACUGGCUCACCUAUCCGCGGCCGGCGUAUCCAUUCUCUCGGGUCUCUCCGAAUCCGAGCUCGCCGUAGCCGAGGUCGCUCUCGGCGGUCUCCAGCUCCCGCCCGAACUCCGCGAGCUCCUCGCUCUCGGCGUGCCCUCGGGCGACGGCUUCCCGGACUACCGCUCUCCGGCAGGUCUCCGCCUCCUCCGCUUCGCCGCGCAGGAAAUCCCCGCCGCCGUCGCCGCGACGCUGCCCCUCCUCCCGGGCCGCCGGGGAGGACGGGCGCCGCCCCCGCCGCCUCUCGUCCCGGUGCACGGACGGCAUUACGUGCCGGCGACCCCCUGCCUCGCCGGAAACCCCGUGUUCCACGUCUCGGACUCCGGCGUCGCCUUCGCCGGCGCCAACGUGGCCGACUUCCUCCUCCGCGCCUUCACCGCCGAACCACCACCCGGCGCGCCCCUCCGGCGCCAGCUCUCCGCACCAGUUCCCCCACCGGCGCCUUCCCCCGCGCCUCCGUCGACAGCUCGGCGGAGCCUCGACUCCGUGACCGGCAGGGCGCCGCGCUGGAUCGAGUUCUGGACGGACGCCGCGGCCGCAGGCGACCGUUUCUUGGAAGUCCGUACCGACUCCCCGGAGGCCACCACCACGGCGUCGCACGCCCCUUCUUGGCUGCGCUCGUACCUGGAGUGGGCAGGGUCCCUGCUGAGGCGCGGAGGGUGGGGCGACGACGAGGUGGAGGAGAUCACGGGAGUGAGCCCCAGCGGCGGCGAGGCGACGGCGUCGGCGUUGAAGGUUGACUGGUGCUGCGGGGAGCUGAGGAGGGGAGGGUGGGGAACGGAGGAGGUGGUGGAGGUGCUCGGGGCGCUGCUGGGGCCGAGGAGGGUCCGGCGUGCGUCGGUGGCCCUGUCGCCGGACGUGGCGGCGCGGGUGGGGAGGCUCGCCGAGGCCGUUUCGCUGGCGGUUGGUUCGGGCGGCGGCGGCGGCCAGAAGAAACCCGUGAUUAGGCGAUUUUGA